Molecule: messenger RNA, 2044 nt
Organism: Pelodiscus sinensis (Chinese soft-shelled turtle)
Lineage: Eukaryota; Metazoa; Chordata; Testudines; Trionychidae
Product: serpin B4-like
Biological process (GO): negative regulation of endopeptidase activity
Molecular function (GO): serine-type endopeptidase inhibitor activity
Source: RefSeq, a predicted model, not a curated record
GGUGUUACAGAUACUUUAAAUCCCAACCCCUCCAGCAACCAGCUAGCAAGUUUCAAACAUCCUCUCUCAAACCAGGCAGUGUCUCAUUUUUCACAAUGAACUCCAUCAGUGAAGCAACUACCAAAUUUUGCCUUGACUUCUUCACAAAAGUGAACAAAGAUUUGUCAUCUGAAAAUAUCAUCUUUUCUCCUGCAAGUAUCUCAAUGGCCAUAGGCAUGGUCCUUCUUGGAGCCAAAGGUAAUACUGCCACGCAGAUAGAAAAGGGGCUUCACUUUGUUGAAUUUGCAGAAAAUGAAAAGCCAAGAACAGGAAGCUCCUUGGAAAUAUCAAGAAAUGAUGACAGUUCAGAGAGCAGUUGCAGACCUCCUCUUUCUCCCCAGCUGGAGGUUCUUGACGAUCAGUGUGAUAUUCCUGGAGGGAUUCAUUCCCAGUUCCAUGACAUCAUCUCAGAAAUCAACAAACCCAGCCCUUCUUAUGAGCUAGUUAUUGCCAACAGACUGUAUGGAGAACAGACAUUCCAGUUUCUUCAGAAAUACCUAUCCUGCCUAGAAAAGUUAUACCAGGCUACAUUGAAAUCAGUUGAUUUUCAACAUGCUGUAGAGGAAACCAGAAAGCAGAUAAAUGAGUGGGUUGAAACCUUUACAAAGGGUAAAAUCAAGGACCUCUUUGCCCAGGGUGCACUUUCUGGUGAUACUAAGUUAGUCCUCGUGAAUGCCGUGUACUUCAAAGGUCAAUGGGCAGAAGAAUUUAAGAAAGAAAACACCAAAGAAACACCUUUUCACAUUAACGAGACGACAAGCAAGCCUGUGCAGAUGAUGAACCACAGAGGCGAGUACAAUAUAGCUACAAUAAAGGAGUAUGAUUGCCAGGUGCUUGAACUUCCAUACAAGGGUUGUGAGCUGAGUAUGUAUAUACUGCUGCCAAAAGACCACGCGGGUUUAACAAAGCUGGAGAAGGAACUUACCAAUGAGAAAUUAACAACUUGGAUCAGUGCCAAUUAUAUGAAUAAAGAUGACGUGAAAGUGUCUCUUCCUCAGUUCAAAAUCCAGACAGACAUUUCUCUGAAUGCCUAUUUAGAAGCUUUAGGAAUGACCGACAUGUUUUCCCCGGAAUCAGAUUUGUCUGGAAUAUCAGAAGCUAGUGACCUGUUUCUCAAUGCAGCUGUCCAUAAGGCUUUUAUAGAGGUCAAUGAAGAGGGCACUGUGGCAGCAGCUGCAACUGGAAUUAGCGUAGGUGUAACCUCAAUCAAAACACCUGUAACGUUUUUGGCUGAUCACCCUUUCCUCUUCUUUAUCAGACACCACAACACCCAAUGCAUUCUCUUCUAUGGUAGAGUCUCUUCCCCUGAAUCUAUCUAAUUAACAUGACAUUCUGGACCCCGGAACCAUGAUAUGGAAAAUGCAAUGGAAAUGUUUAUUUUCUUUAUUUUUCUCUUCUCCUUCUACUGUCUCAUGCUAGUGAUUCCAUAGUUCUAGGCAAGUCUGAAAUAAGAGUCAGUGUGGCACUGGUCAUCAAUAUUGUGAAAUAUAUGUCAGGAUACUGUGCAAAAAGUGUAGUGUAUGUUUACUGAAUAUAUGCUUUCAAAGUCUGUUUCUGGCAGGUGGUCACCAACAAAGUAAAGAAAUGGGAAAAGAAAUUUUUGGUCAGACAAGAGAUGCUAAGACAUCUAUUUUGUACAAACUGCCAUUCACAUUCAGUCUCCUAUCACCAGUCUGAACUGAAUGCAAAUGAAGGAUUGUUAAUUCAGAAAGUAAUUAAUAGGAAGAAAACAGCAAAGAGGGAGAACCUUAUCCUGAGGUGCUCUUAAAAGGUUUGUUCUACUAUGUUUGAGGGGAAAAGUAGGCACCCACACAUCCCUCACUUAGGAAGCAAAUGGAUAGCAGGGUUGCUUCAUGAAACUGGGAUCCCAGGCAGGCUUGCGUGGCAUGAGAUAAGCUUCUUUGCCAGGAGGUCAACUGUUAGUUAAGUUUAGCUAGUCUAUAGAAAAAGCUUGCUUUUGCUUCAUAUGUAGCCAUUUUAUUUCAAUAGUCUUGCUUGCUGUUAC